Ctenopharyngodon idella (grass carp) is the source of this 2445-nucleotide messenger RNA. It is a transcript of the gene fam117ab, whose product is annotated as family with sequence similarity 117 member Ab. The record is from RefSeq and is a predicted model, not a curated record. The transcript is spliced from 8 exons. The coding region runs from base 259 to 1284 and encodes 341 amino acids. NCBI's taxonomy places the organism in Eukaryota, Metazoa, Chordata, Actinopteri, Cypriniformes, Xenocyprididae.
UCCUAAAAUGAAUGAAAGAUCCGACAGAGCGUCUUGAUAGAGUUCUGUGUCAGUCCGUGUCGAGCAGCAGAGUAACUUUUUUCUCAACUGUAUAGUCUUAUACUUAUACGAUUCAUUAAGUAUGUGUUCUAGUUAUUUGUCUAGUUAAGAAACUAGAUGUUUGCACGCGUCGUCUUCUACGCAGUUUUUUUUUAUGUAACUACACAGACAAAAAGAAGCUUAUGAGCUCAUGACGCCAGAGUGAGUGUUUGUGGAGAAAUGAAGAUGUCCAGGAGCGGAUCAGGUCUCCAGCCUCUUAAAGCUACUUUUCCCUUCACACUGCACAAACCAGCUGGAGCUGCUGUCACAAAUAUCACUUCAGGUGAUUGGUCCAAAGCAGAGUGGCGUUUGCAGACUCGGAUUCGGCGCACACUAUCUUUGGAUGCGAUUGUGGGGCCGUACUUGCAAGGCCAGUGGCCCAAAGUGGGUGACAAACACAGUCCCAGCAAACACUGCAGGGAAGACAAAUCCACACAGACACCACAAGCAUGGUUAGCUGGAGCUGAAACAACAGCUGCUGGAUUUCACAAACGCUCGGCAUCAUUGGGAAAUGCAGAACAUCUCCAGGAUGGAAGUGACGUGUGUGCAAGUUCAUCGUUUUCCAAGCUGAAACAACCACUUCAACAGAAGCAAAGGUCAGGUUUUCCAGUAGACAACCAAGAGAAACUGCACAACCAACAUCAGUCCUCGGCUGCGUCAUUGACUCGACUGCCGUCACGUCUGCGACACAGUGAAGAGAGACUAGAUCAGGAGCUGGAGAAAGUCUUCAUACAUCAUUCACCGGUUGGCAACUGUAGACUAUAUGAGGUUCCUGAUGGCCACAGGGCUCCUGUUCCACACCUGAGCUCCAGGAGUGGAUUUCAGAUUGAGUCUUCCUGUGUAGCUUCCCAGUCCUCUUCAUCUUCAGCCACAUCUUGCUCUCCGCAGCGCCCUUUAGAUCUUGACACUGUUGAGGAGGUCAACUCACGUAUCCUGAUGUUAUCUUCAUCACCACGGCCUAAUAAGACCUACUGCUUUCAGAGAGAUCCACCAGAGGGCUGUGAGAGAGUCCGAGUGUGUGAAGAGAACGUCCCUCCAGGCUUGUAUGUGUCAUCUUGCCCCGACCCCAACAAAGUGAACUUCACCACACACACAGGCUCAGCCUUCUGCCCUGUCAAUCUCCCGAAGCCCCUCCUUCCUCCUCCAGUGGACUUCCUGAUCUGCAGCCUCUCAGUUUCUCCAGGGUCCUGCUGGGUGGGACAGUGAUGACUUGAUAAGAAAAGAAAGAGAGAGAGAGAUGAAGUGACCGUGUCUUUAAAAACACUCAGUACUUUGCUUGUAAUGUUGCACUUGCUUCAGCAUCCUUACUACGAGAAAUUACAUUUUUUCAUUGUUGAACAGUGAAAAAUAUAUACAUUUAUUUUCUAAUUUAAAAAAUAAUUGUAAUAAGAGAGUGCCAGCUUUCUUUAUAUGGCUCACAGUGAGAGUGGUGAAAAUAUCCUAUUGGAAUGGCAGACAUGAUAGAUUUAUGGUAUAAUAAUAGACGGUUUUAUAAGAGAAAGGCUGUCCUUUGAAUAUUGAAUGAUGAAUAGGAAAGAAUAAGUAGAUUUUGUUGUUAUAUAAAGACAAAUGGUACGAUUAAGACAGUGCUUGUAUUUUAAAUCAGUAUUUUACCACCCACUUCAGCAUUAUAAUGAACAAUUAAAUUGGCAAUUGUUUUAUUUUUUUAUAUUUUACCUUAGCUUUAUUUAGUUGCAGUUAUUGAAAAGAUUGAAUUAGGUACUGUGGGUGGGUAUAUUCAUGUCAUUUGAUUUAAGGUGAAUAUCACCCUUUACAUUUGUGUUUUUUUUUUUUUUUUUAUGUUAAAAUUGUGUACCUUGUACAUAUAAAUGUUAAUUUUAUACUUGAAUAGAUGAAUCUGGACAUGAAUGUAAAAUCAGUUGGGUGCUCUGUACUGUUUGCACAUACGUUUUUGCUAAACAUAAGCUAUAGAAUGUGGUGACGCAUUAUCUGACUUCAAAGUAUUUCUUUAUUCAAUGUGCUCAUUUAAUGCACAUGAUUUUUGUUGAUGUUUUAAGUUUAGGUUAAAAUGCUUUAUGUUCAAAUGUAUUAGUUUGAACUAUUGGCCUUCUUGUUGGGAAGUGCUUGGGGAAACUACAUGCAAAUUGGUGAUUCAUCAAUCUUGUUUUUUAUUAUUAUUAUUCUUUUAUUGCUGUAAAUCAAUUUAAAAAUCCUUGCAUGUCUGCAGUAUGUUUUUGGCACUGAUAAAGGAGAAAUUAGCAAGAAUAGUGACUGAAUGUCUAUUCAAUCACUAACUUCAAAGUGGGUGCAUUUUGAGAAAUAGCAAACUGAUUUUGAAUGGUAAGACUGUAAAAAAAAAUUGUCAAUCUCACAUAAUGUAAUCUGCACUAAACAGGAAAAACUUAA